AGGCUGGGCUCAACACGCACCCUAUUGGCGAAGGGAUUGGUGCAUAAUUCCCAGCACGUCCAAUCACGUAUGCCGGAUUCGUUUACGUCAUAAGUCAGUCUUGUGACGUCACAGGCCUGCUUCAGUGCUUCUCUUGCUUGACAGCAACAGUUGCUCCUUACAAGCGGCGGACAGGAACUGUGAGCCAGCCAGCGUCCUCCUGGCAGCGGCAGAAUGGAUGAAAUACUCUCCUCCGAGGACAAGAAGAAACACAAUUUCUACAUCCUAUUGGGAUGUGACCCAAGCUCCUCUGUGGAACAGAUCCAGGCUGAGUACAAAGUGUUGGCACUGCAGCAUCAUCCUGAUAAAAAUCCUGAUGAUGCACAGGCUGAGGCAAGGUUUCAGGAGUUGCAGGUUGCUAAGGAAACACUAACAGACCCAGAGAAGAGAGCCCAGUAUGACCGAUGGCUUAACAGUGGCAUUGCUGUCAGCUAUGAGAAGUGGUGUGCCAUGAAAGGACAUAUGACAACGACUCUGCACUGGGCUGCCCCAAACACUAAGGACAGGAUGCUGGGACCGGCCGGCACGUCCCAGGGCCCUCAUCCCCAUUCUCAUCAUCACCCUAAGCCAGGGGGCAGGAGGAGCUCUGAACAGGGCCUUCUAUAUGGCCGGAACCAGGAUGAGGUCAACAUAUCAUGGCCUACAGGACAGUGGGAGCGUGAUUCCUCUGAUGUUAUACGAAAAUUUAGAAAUUAUGAGAUUUAAAAAUCAUAAUGAAUUUGUUUCUGUGAUUCUAAUUGAUUUCCUAGAUGUGAUCAGCUUACCAUUGGAUUUAAAUUUUGCUUGUGUAACAUACAGUAAAGUUUAAGAUUGUAUGUGCAAUCAUGCUUCCAUAUAAAUUCACAUUAUUUGAUGUUAGAUUUAUGAAUUAUGAGAUCAAAUAUAUUUUACAUGUUUCAAAGAUUGUAGAGUUUGGUAUCUGUCCUGUUAUGUUUUCAGACAACUGUCUUGUUAUAAGAUGCUUGUAUACUAUACUGUGCUAUGCAUGAUAUUUCAAGUAUAAUAUAUCAGAAUAUGAUUAUGAAUCCCCCUCCUAAGUAAAGGUGUGAAGUUGGGAUCACACUUGUAUGUUUCAAUAUGAAUUCUACAGUGUUAAGCAUUGGACAACAAUGGUCUUUUGUUGCCUAGCUAGACAGUUGUUCAGCAGACAGUGGACACAGAAUGUCAUGUGGAAUGCUAACAUAUCAUCACACUAAAAUGUGAUAUGAGUGUAUUACUUGUCACUGGUGACCAUCUCUUAGCUUGAUACCUGUAAUACUUUGUGAUAUUUGUACCAUGAUGGUUUGAUUUAUUCUGUUCGCUGAAUUUUGUUUAGUAUGAUGCCAACUUCAUAUGGCUAUGUACAUAUUAUAUUACAUUGUGACCAAUGCAAAGUCUUCCCUAAAAUUUUUAGUGUAUAAAAUGCUAAUAUCCUGUGUUCUCAGUUUAUGACUACAAAUUUGUUAUGGUACUAUGUAGUGAUGUGCGGGUUAUUUUUUUUACAUUAGUAGUAUUUAAAAAAAAUGAAAAUAGCAUGCGGGAAAAGUAGUUCAGAGAAUAUGAUAUCCCAGGAACAACUUAAUACGGUUGUUUUAUGUUGUACAUGACUUAUGGAUGUUUGGAGAUAAAGUAUAUAAAAAGAUUCUAUACUUGAUCAGGCAUUGUUAACAUUUAGAUAAUCUGAUGCCAAUGAAAAAGUACAUUAAUGUAUUUAUGAGCAGAGAUGCUUAUAUUGUGGGUCCCAGGAGAGUUGGAACAACAAACCUGUUUGCUGGGACCAUAGGAUUCAGUCUAUUAAUUAUUUAUGGCUAUGUGAAUGAGCAUUCAUAUAAAGCACUCAUAUCAAUGCAAACUUGUCUAUUUAUCUAUUUGUUUUUAUGCCUAUUCCUUGAAACUCCUCCAAGAAUUUCCCAUUGUUUCUCUCCAAACACUUGUGCAUGUAAUGCUAUGAAAAAUAAUUUUCAUCUUAAUACAGGACAUUGUUGGUGUCAUAUGUGAAAUGCUUCAUGAUUUUGAUAGGUAUUAAAGCAAAACACUAUAAAUGUAUUUUUGUAAGGGAUUUCAUUAUAAGAUUUGAAAAAUAUGUUUAAUGACAAACGCACUCUUGAGAUGGCACUUACAUGCACCAGCAUGACACUGGAGGCCUGAUGGGACAGUGGUGAUGUCUUGAUACUAGUGUAUGAUUGUCCAGCAGGAAAAUAUUUUUGCAAUACAGUUAGGAUAGGGGAUGGUUGUUCCUUUCAGUAUAUUCUGGGAAACCAUUAGUGUGAAAUGGAUGCAGCAAGUGACUGAUAUAGUAUGUAAUUAUAGUAUAUUUAUCUAAAUUUAUUUUUAUAAAGUGCUAUAUAUAAAAACCUUAUGUUAUGUAAAUUAGCACAGCACACAGAUAUUAUUUAUGAUGCAUCUAGUGAUUGAAGUAGUAUAUAAUUAUAUUGUAUUCAUGGAAAUUUAUUUUUAUAAAGUAUGUAUAAAAAAUUUUGUUACAUUGUGAAUUAGUACAGCAUAGAUAUUGUUCACAUAUCUUAUUUUGUUCCAGCUUUUUAUGUGGCAUGGUCAAUUUGUUUAUAUUGCAAAGUUUUGGGUGUGCAAAUAGAAUUUAAAUCAAAGAACUAAGCUACUUUGAAUGUCAUAAUUAGAAUAUUGAUGCUGUAUUAAUGGAAGCUGUGAACUUUAUUUUACAUAUUUAUUGUGAUGCAUAACUCAAGAGUAAGAUGAUUCCAGCCAAAUGUGUUUGAUGUGUUACUUAGGAAACUGCAGUACUAUAUAAUUUUGGUUGUGUAUUAAUUUGCACUGGAAGCAUAACUGUUACCACACAAUUUAUGCACAACAAAUAUUGGUUAUUACUUGUGUUUACUUAAUGUUAAUAAGAAAAAUUUGCCUAUAUGAAUUCAAGUCAUUCAUUACCAGAUUGUGUAUAGUAGCAUUUUUUGCAUGCUAUCUUGGUAUUUGCCUCAUUAUUUUUAGUGAAAUAUCAUUAUUGAGCUUAUGUGAACAGAUGUGAACAGUGAGUUGUGUGCAGUACACAGUGUGUUCACACAAGAUGUAGCUAUUCAUAAUAGUUUGGUGUUUCUUUUUGUUUUUAGACUUGAGAUACUGAGAUGUUACUUUAUAUCUCCACACACAUACAUAUGUGCAUUUAGUGUUUAUAGUUAUGUAUGUGUAUAUGUUACUAGAUAUUCAUUCAGUGUUAGGUUUCUAAUGUAAAUGUUAUUAUUAGCUCAAUUAUGUAGCUUGUUGUUUCUUACUGUUUUCUUGUAUUGAUUGUACCAAUUAGUAAAAUAACUUGGUGACAUGGCAUGAUGUUAUUGGAAUUAAAAUCCAUGUUGUAAAUUCUAUAUUGCAAGCCACUGCAUAAGAUCUAAUUUGUUUUUAAUCUGUAUAAUGUUGUGUCAUGUCAUUAUAGGAGUGUCUCAUACUAUGCCUACUCUCUCUUGGGUGUUGCAUGACAGGGUAAUAACUGAAAAAUAAGCAAAACACAAUUAGGUUUAAGUAAAAGUAAAAAUGUAAUUUGCAGUCAUCAAAAAUGAAUUAGCACAGUACAUGUAAUUUAUCUCAGUUAAAGGUAUUUUUCAUAAAUGCCUGGUAAAAGGAAACGGUUGCAUUUUUAAGAAUUAAUAAGUUGAUUAAUAUGCACUUUACUGUGUGCCACAUUUAAUACAAGCAAACUAAGAUAAAGCAAUUUGUCAUGUACCCAUAAUGUGGAGACAAGUCCACCAAUGAUAUCUGACCACAGACAGAUGGGAUGAACAUGAGCUAGAGAUUGUGUUAUAUGGUUUUAUUCCUUUCUUUGGCUUUGAAUAAUGUUUUACUCCCUUCUUUGGCUUUGAAUAAUACAAAGCAUUUCAUUCAUAAAAUUUCAGAAAAUCAUUAUCAGAAAAAAAUUCUCUUCAGAUUCUGUGUUUUUGUUGUGCUCACAAAAGUAAAUUUCUUUUCAGAUUUAUUGUUCUUAUUAUUUAUUUACUUGUUUAUUGAUUAACGUUAAUUCAUUAAGCUGCUUGUGUCAUGUUUGGUCAUGACAUAGCCAAGAAAACAGAUUUGCUAUUUCAUGCACUUAGGAAAAAUGCCUUUACAUAUGUACUACACACAUUGCAUGCAAUAAGCAAUGGCUGCUGGUAAUACUAUGCAUAAGUUGCUUUUAUACCUCAUUUGAUCUACAGUUUCUUAUCUUCAGGUCAGUGAGAGUUUCAUUGUUGUGCCAAAUCACAGCCCUAAAGCUCUUCCACACACAGGUACACUACAAACCACAUCAAACUCCCAAACUCCUCUGCAGCCUGGGUGUAAUUAGACAUACCUUGUGUAUCUGACCUUUAUCAAAACCCUGUUGUCCAAACAUGUCAUUCUGCACCAUUCUUAAAGGUCAUGUAUUGUUCAGGUUUACUGUUUUGUAUACCUUAGCACAUUAUUUGUUUCAUUAAGCAUAAACAAAAAAAUCUUCACCUCACUGUGCUGGUUUAGUCUUCCACACUUUUUUUUUUUUAAGACCAUAAAAAAACAAAAUAAAGGUGGAAAUUUUUGGUUAUAGGAUCAUAAUUCAGAGGAAGUUCAAGCUCAAUAAACUUAACUGCUAUGUGAAGUCCUGUUGGCUUAUUGGUGUUUUGUAUCUUCUAAUAUUCUUUGAGAAUUUCCACAAGGAGAAAAAAUGCAGAAAAGCUAAACAUGAAUGCCUUACUUUGAUUUCUUUUAAUGUACUUUUAAUUAAUAUUGAUUGCUUUUUUAAUGUUUUAUUUUACACAUAUGCUAGAGAAAGGAUUGUAAUACAUUAUGGAGUGAAGAAUGUAUUGUCAUAACACUUGGUUCUGUCUUAACUUGCAUACUACAAAUGAUUGAUACUUCAGGUCUUUGUCUUUCAUGUGCAGUAUUUUAAGUAUAAUAUUUAAGUGAUUCUGUAUAACUGACAUCUUAACGUGAAACACUAAACAUUAUAGUUUAAUAAAUGUUGUGUAUCAUCCAUUAA
Molecule: messenger RNA, 4972 nt
Organism: Portunus trituberculatus (swimming crab)
Lineage: Eukaryota; Metazoa; Arthropoda; Malacostraca; Decapoda; Portunidae
Gene: jdp
Product: J domain-containing protein-like
Exons: 4
Coding region: 214-744 (176 amino acids)
Cellular component (GO): cytoplasm
Source: RefSeq, a predicted model, not a curated record